This is a messenger RNA of Closterium sp. NIES-67, 4376 nucleotides long. The record is from the annotation of a GenBank genome assembly. Lineage: Eukaryota; Viridiplantae; Streptophyta; Zygnematophyceae; Desmidiales; Closteriaceae.
UUCUUUCCGACUUCUUUACCUGUUGGCGCUACGCUGCAUGCUUCUAAGAUUGCCCUAGCCUGUUGAAAUCUUCAGUUAGUCUGCAGAACACCAGAACACCUGGCGGUAACGAUGGUUGCCGCUACGCGAAGCCGUCGCAAGUUAUCCCACGAAAUAGAUUCGUUAGAGCUUAACGCGAACAAUAAGCUAGUAGUGCCUCUCGCCAAUACUACGCGACAGCACGCUGCGUUAGCAGAGGACUCGUUUUCUGUCAAACCUCGGGCUUCUAACGGGGACAACAGCGAGCCCAGUCCGAGCGAGGGUUCCAAGCCUAGUCCGAGCCUGCCUUCCGAGUCUAGCCCGAGCCUCGCUACGAGGUAUGGGUCACGACUUAAUAGUGCAGAGGCGAGUGGUGAGCAGUCCCUUGGGAUUGACGAUACUCCAAACUCGAAGAGGAGAAACAGCAGGAGUGGGCGAGCGAAGACUGGCGAAGAGGGCGAAAUGGGAGGCAUUCUGGCGAAGGUUUUCGCCAGUGUAGGUAACACUGCUUGCGUUGGUGAUGGCAGCAGCGGCGGAAGCAGGGAGGGGGUGGCGGGAGGGGGCGAGAGAGGGGCUGAGGAGGAAGGAGGGGGAGGAGGAAUGGCGGGUGAUGUUGAUGCAGGGAAUCGAUCUGACGGGGGAGAAGCAGGAAAAGGAAAGCGGAGUGAGAUAGAAGGUCCAGGAGUCGGGGGUGGAAAUUCGCCAGUGCAAGGGCAGGAGACAGGGAAUGCGUUAGUGCGGGACAAUAAUCAAGAGGAGACGAGAGAAGGGGAGGAUCAAGAAGAGGGGGGAAAGCCAGAGGAGGGGAAGAGGUUAGAAGAGGGUAAGAAGAAAGAAGAGGAGAAGAAACAAGGAGAGGGGAAGGGGAAAGAAGAGGAGCCGAGGAAAGGAGAGGAUCAGAGGAAAGGAGAUGAUCAGAGGAAAGGAGAGGAUCAGAGGAAAGGAGAGGAUCAGAGGAAAGGAGAGGGGGAGGAGCAAGCGAAAGGAGGAAGGCAAGGACAAGAGGAGAGGCAAGGUCCGGAGGAGAGGCAAGAGGACGAGGAAUCGCCUGUAUCCUCUAAAGGAAGAGGUAGGGGAACAGGGAAGGGGAAGGGGAGGGGGAGGGGAAGAGGCGGAAGACGAGGUGGGGGUCGCUGUGCGGGCAAGGGGAAGGGUGGCGCGCUAGGGAUGGUGAAGGAGGAUGCGGAGCGAGGGGAUGAGGAAGAAAGGAGAGGGGGCGAGGUAGGAGGUGCAGUAGAAGCAUCCACACCCGCAGCACGAGACACAGCAGAAAAAGACGCAGCAGCAGCAGCUGCAAUAGAUACACCAGCAGCAGCAUUAAACGCACCAGCAGCAGCAGCAGCAGCAGCAUCUGCUCUUACGGAGUCAGUGGAUCCAGGCGAGGACACACAGGUGGAUGCGCUGGGCAUAGUGGCUCGCCUGCUCGGCUCUGACAGCCAGCCGGGCAGCCAGCCGGACAAUGAUGUGCUUGUAAAGGGCGGAGCGCUGGGAGGGAUACUAGGGGGAGUGGCUGGGGGCGUGGGGGGUGAUCGUAACGGGGGUAGUGAGGUAGGGGGUGCGGGAAAGGGGGCACCAAGUUGGGCCAAUUGGCUCAAGCCCGUGGGGAAAGCAGGAGAGAUGGUUACAGAAGGGCCUGCGGUUACCCCUAGUGUGCAGCCGUUACGGGCUGUGCUGAGGGCAGAUGGGGCGGACCCCUAUGCCCUGCCGUACAGAAAGGAGGGAUCAGGAAUGGAAGGCCAAGGGAAGGAGAAGGACGAUGGGCACGAGAGUGGGGAGGGUGCAGGAAAGGAAGAGGAAGGGCUGGGAGUGGGGAAGGACGAGUCAGUCACUGCCAGGAUUGAGGAGACAGGAUCAAAGCUGAGACUGGGAGAAUCGGCACCUAUGGGAAGCGAGGAAGGAGGGCUGAACCCGGGGGUGGGCGAGCCAGCAGGUGAUCGAUUGAGGCUGGGCGAGCCAGCAGGGAGCCAGAUGCCCGAGUCAGAGGAUCUGCCCUUCGAUUCACAGGCGCCCUGGAUGGACUCCCAAGCGCUGGGGAUGGGAUCAGGAGAGCUGGGGGCGGGCAGCCUGGGCGUGCAGGUGAGCCUGGGAGAGGUGCUAACUGCGGACCUGGAGAUGUCGCAGGGUGCGGAGGCAGCAGGAGCAGCAGUGAUUGGGGCAGCAACAGAGGCAGGAGGAGGAACCGAGGCAGGGGAAGAUGCAUUGACAGGGGGAGAGACAGAGACAGGAGGGGAAACAUUGAGUGGGGGAGCAGCAGAGAGAGGGGGAGCAGCAGAGAGAGAGGGAGAAGCAGAGAGAGGGGCAGCAUUAGAUGCGGGGGAAGCCGCAGAGGCAGAAAAGGCAAGAGAGACAGGAGGGGCAGCAGUAGCAAGCAGGAACGCCGCGAAAGCAAGGGCGUCGGCAGCACUAGCAGCCUCCAUUGCGUUUGAGUUCUCCCCUGUGGGCGAAGACACCCAGAUCGCCCUUGAUGCCUUGGACCUGAUUCUCGAGCAGGGGGUAGGCGAGGGGGGAGGACUGGUGGAGGAAGCGAGUGGGAAUGGGAAAGGGAAGGGGACAGCAGCGGUGAGGGGGAAAGGGAGAGGGAAGGGAGGAGGAGGAGUGGAGGGCCUGAAAGGGAAGGGCGCAGCAGGUGGCUUGAAUGUUGCGGCUUCACCAGCAGCAGCAGAAGCAGCUCUAAAAGCACCAGCAGCAGCAAAAGCAGCAGCAGAACUAAAAGCAGAAGCAGAACCAGAAGCAGAAGCAGCACCAAAAGCAGAAGCAGGACCAAAAGAAGCAGCAGAUCCAAGAGCAGCAGCAGAACCAAAAUCAGCAGCAGAACCAAAAGCAGCAGCAGAACCAAAAGCAGCAGCACCACCAAAAGCAGCAGCAGCACCAGAAGCCCGAGCAGCAUCAGAACCCGCAGCAGCACCAGCAGCAACCGCAUCACUAGAAGCACCAGCAGCACCAGCAGCAUCACGAGAAGCACAAGCAUCAUCAAAGGGAGCACCAGCAACAGCACCAGCACCCGCAGCUGCACCAGCAGCAGCACAGGCAGCUGGAGAAGGGGCACCAUCGCUUUCGCCCUUAGAAGCAGUAGGGGCAAAAGCAGCUGUAUCCGUGGCAGCAGCAGCACCGUCUGCAUCAGUGGCAGCAGCAGCCGCAGCAGUUGCAGCAGCUGCAGUGGAGAGACGGGUGGUUGGACGGAUGGCAGAAGUUGGGAGAGGGGCUGGGCUGGUGGGGUUGGAAAGCGCUGUGAUGGAGGUGGAGGAGCAAGAGAAGGGGAGAAACCAUAGUGAGGGAACGGAGAGGUGCAAUGAGGAAAGGCAAGGAAGAUCAGUGCAGAGAGAUGAGGAGGUGGAACGAGGUCAGGCACACACAGAAGGGAUUGCUGCUGCUUCCGCUGCCGCAGGCGCUCACAAAGCGUCUGUCGCUGUCGCUGCUGCUGCUGCUGCUGCUGCUCCUGGUACUGUGGCUUCUGCUCCUUCUCCUGCUCCUGCUCCUGCUCCUGCUCCUGCUCCUUCUCCUGCUCCUUCUCUUUCUCCUGCUACUGCUGUUGCUGCUGCUGCUGUUGCUGCUGCUGCCGCUCCAGCAAAUGGCAUCACUGCUGACGCGGCUGCUGUUAUUGGGAAAGGCAGGCGAGCAAAAGGUAGGGGCAGAAUGGCUCAAGGCCUCGUGGCAUGCAGCUCGAGCAGAGGGAGAAAGGGGAGGGACGGUGAGCUGAUCACGGGGCCUGAAGAGGUGAAUCUGGGAAAGAUGGAAGGGGGAGGAGGGGAGGAGCUGUUGGGGAAGGAGCGGGAGGGGAAGGAGGGGAAGGAGGAGCAGUUGGGGAAGGAGGGAGAGGCCACUGGUAGUGGUGGUAUGAGGGGGAGGAAGGGGAAGAGGGAGAAGGGAAGUUCCCUGGUGGUGCACGAUGGGUUUUAUGAGUUGUUGGAGUCGAGCGGGAGUGAGAAAGGGAGUGAGAGAGGGAGUGAGAGAGAGAGCGAGGGAGCUGGUGAGAAGAGGAUUGAGAGGGGGGAUGAGAAGGAGGUUGAGGGGAAUCGUGAGAGGGGGAACGAGGGGAGAGGUGGAGUGGACGGGGAGGGGGGUGAUGAUGAUGGGGAGGCAGAGGCGCAGAGGCCAAGGAAGAGGCGGAAAGGCGCAGCUGCUGGGGGGAAGCAGACGAGGGGGGAAGGGGAAAAGGGGCAGGGAGGGGGGAAGGGGAAGGAAGGAGAAAAUGGGACGGAAGGGGAGAAGGAGCAACGGGGAGAGGGAAGGCAGGGCGAGAGAGGCAGGUGAGGGGGAAGACCAGGGCGCAAAUCGAGACAAAGGCUGGACGGGGAGCGAGAAAAGAGAGGGAAGGGAGUGGGAACGAUGAGGUGCAGGAGGAUCUUGGAGGAGAUGAG